This is a messenger RNA of Plasmopara halstedii, 1581 nucleotides long. RefSeq lists its product as uncharacterized. The coding region runs from base 1 to 1581 and encodes 526 amino acids. Gene Ontology annotation, biological process: resolution of meiotic recombination intermediates; replication fork processing; mitotic intra-S DNA damage checkpoint signaling. The record is from RefSeq and is a predicted model, not a curated record. Lineage: Eukaryota; Oomycota; Peronosporomycetes; Peronosporales; Peronosporaceae. Gene Ontology annotation, cellular component: nucleus; Holliday junction resolvase complex. The transcript has a single exon.
AUGAACAGCACCCCAGCACGAAAACGCCACCGCACGCGACUUCGCGACUCACUCGAUAAUGAAGACGAGGAUCAUGCUUUGGACGCAAUGCUUGUAGAAUUAGGUAUUCCAUGCACCACAUCCCGCAGUGCAACUUCUAAACAAAGCCGCUAUGAGGUUAUUGAGCUCACAACGCCAUCACCGCCACCAAGACAAGUAAAAGUGCAGAAUGAUGGUCGUUCUAUUGUCGUGGACUUGACUACGUCGCCGGAAUUGCCAAGUCCCAGUCUUCAAAGCUACAAAACAACUCAAAAUGUCGUUAUGGGCGUUGACGAACAAGAAAGUGAAGUUUCUUUCUCCUACUCUCCGUCUGCUUCUCCACCACCUCAUGUGUAUUCUAUCCACACAGAAUCUACAUCUACUGCAGUAAUUUUGUCAGAAGAUGAACCGGAAAUCUUAUCUCCUGAGAUAACAAAGAAACCAGACAAUACCACGAGAAUAGAGGCAAAACAGAAGAGAAGGUUAUCUGGGCGAUUGAGAGACUUGCACUCUGAGGUAGAUAGAGGUAAUGAAAACGCAAACUCAAUGACUAAGAAGACAAUUGCAGCUGGUAAUCUGGACAAAAAUGUCGCUCAUAAAGCAAUUUACUCAACUUCUCGUUCCGAAAUUACGGGUGAAAGGACUUUAGAAACAUCAGUUGGAGUGAUUGCAAUCGUUCAAAUGGAAAAAGUGCUAGAUCUGUCAGAAGUGGGUCAAAAGAUUCGUGAUGCGCUAAAAAAUCACAUGUACAAUGGAAAAAGUGUGGCGUUUACUGUGUCUAGUUCGCUGAAUUGUAUUAUACCAGGUGUCAUUCGGUGGGAGCGAAAAGAUGAAAAUGGUUCACAUUAUUCUUGUGCUAUUUAUUACAAAGCAGACACGUUUUUGAGCUUGAUUCUUAAGAGCUACAACGAAUUGAUUGUUGCUAUAAAAUAUCUUCAAACUUUAGUGCCGACGACAAAAAAUCCAUGGCAAGAGGAAGAAAAGAUAAAGUACUUUGUUAUUAUUGAAGGCAUGGAUCGAGCUUUGAUUGCGUUGAACAGGCAGUUAAAGAAGAAUCAAAAAGAAACAUCUCAGAGUGCGACGUCACGAUUGAUUUCGUUUGCGGAUUUGCACGAGGUUGCAUUUCAGUUAUUUAUGGAUAUGAACGUUCACACAAAAUUUACGUGUGAUCUUGAAGCUUCGGCAGAUUAUGUGGCAUUGCUGACACGGGAAUUGAUCGUUGCUUCAUCACAUUCGACAGCUCUCGAAGACGAUUUAGAGUCAGCUCCUCGAUACCACUCAUUUCGCGUUUUGCAUAACGGGCAGACAGCAAGCGCAAGUGCCAAUGCGUGGCUCAGAAUGCUUCAAGUGAUUCCUGGUGUAAGUGAGGAUAAGGCGCAGUAUCUCUUGAAUCAUUUUCCUACUUUCCACAGCCUCAUGCAGAUGUAUCGUGAUCCAAACCUUUCACGUGCUCAAAAAGAGGAUCUUGUCGCUGACAAAUUGCACAGCACUCGCAUUCAAAGAGCACUUUCGAAGCGAAUCUUUACAGUAUUUUGUGAAGCGAAUCCUGACACAAUGAUUUAG